GGAGUCGCUGGGGCAGAAGCCGCACUUGUUAGUGUUGGGGGAGGAGGGGGCCGGGGACGCCGACACCGUCAGCCGGCGACGCCGCGAAGGAGGCGGGAGGGGGGUGGGGGCGAAAGCAGGCUCCGACCCCCGGCCGAGGGGAUGAGGGGAGCAUGGGCGCCAAGGAGUCACGGAUCGGAUUCCUCAGCUACGAGGAGGCGCUGAGGAGAGUUACAGAUGUUGAGCUGAAACGACUCAAAGAUGCCUUCAAGAGGACCUGCGGCCUCUCCUAUUACAUGAGUCAGCACUGCUUCAUCAGGGAAGUGCUUGGGGAUGGAGUACCUCCUAAAGUUGCUGAGGUGAUUUACUGUUCUUUUGGUGGAACAUCCAAAGGGCUGCAUUUCAAUAACUUAAUAGUUGGACUCGUCCUCCUUACAAGAGGCAAAGAUGAAGAGAAAGCAAAAUAUAUUUUUAGUCUUUUUUCAAGUGAAUCCGGGAGCUAUGUUGUACGGGAAGAAAUGGAGAGAAUGCUCCAUGUGGUGGAUGGUAAAGUCCCAGAUACACUCAGGAAGUGUUUCUCAGAGGGUGAAAAGGUAAACUAUGAAAAAUUCAGAAAUUGGCUUCUUCUAAACAAAGAUGCUUUUACCUUCUCUCGCUGGCUGUUGUCUGGGGGUGUAUAUGUGACCCUCACUGAUGACAGUGACACUCCUACUUUCUACCAAACUCUGGCUGGAGUCACACAUUUGGAAGAGUCAGACAUCAUUGAUCUGGAGAAACGGUAUUGGCUACUGAAGGCCCAAUCCCGAACUGGACGUUUUGACUUAGAGACCUUUGGUCCAUUGGUUUCACCACCUAUUCGCCCUUCUCUGAGUGAAGGCUUAUUUAACGCUUUUGAUGAAAAUCGUGACAAUCACAUAGACUUCAAGGAGAUAUCUUGUGGGUUAUCAGCCUGCUGCAGGGGCCCCCUGGCUGAAAGACAAAAAUUUUGCUUCAAGGUGUUUGAUGUUGACCGUGAUGGAGUUCUCUCCAGGGUUGAACUGAAAGACAUGGUAGUUGCACUUUUGGAGGUCUGGAAAGAUAACCGCACUGAUGAUAUUCCUGAAUUGCAUAUGGAUUUGUCAGACAUUGUAGAAAGGAUAUUGAAUGCACAUGAUACCACAAAGAUGGGCCAUCUUACUCUCGAAGACUAUCAGAUAUGGAGUGUGAAAAAUGUUCUUGCCAAUGAGUUUUUGAAUCUCCUCUUCCAGGUAUGCCACAUAGUUCUGGGGUUAAGACCAGCUACUCCAGAAGAAGAAGGACAAAUUAUUAGAGGAUGGUUGGAACGAGAAAGCAGGUAUGGUCUGCAGCCAGGACACAAUUGGUUUAUCAUCUCCAUGCAGUGGUGGCAACAGUGGAAAGAAUAUGUCAAAUAUGAUGCCAGCCCUGUUGUAAUUGAGCCAUCAUCUGUUCUAAAUGGAGGAAAAUUUUCAUUUGGAACAGCAGCACAUCCUAUAGAGCAUGGAGAAGAUAGAAUCAGUAAUAACCUUGGUUAUAUGAAUACCACAGAAGAGAAAUACUCAGACAACAUUUCUUCUGCAUCUGAAGCCUCAGAGUCUACUGGCACUGGCUUUCUGUAUUCUGGCACACCAGGGGCAGAGAUGUGCUUUGCAAGGCAGCAUAACACUUCUGACAAUAACAACCAGUGUUUACUAGGAGCCAAUGGGAAUAUCCUUCUGCACCUUAGUCCUCAGAAGCCAGGAGCUAUUGAUAACCAGCCACUAGUGACUCAGGAACCAGUAAAGGCUACAUCAUUAACACUAGAAGGAGGACGAUUAAAACGAACUCCACAGCUAAUCCAUGGAAGAGAUUAUGAAAUGGUCCCAGAACCCGUGUGGAGAGCACUUUAUCAUUGGUAUGGAUCAAACCUGGCCCUUCCUAGACCAGUAAUCAAGAAUAGCAAAACGGACAUCCCAGAACUAGAAUUAUUUCCUCGCUAUCUUCUGUUCCUUCGACAGCAGCCUGCCACACGGACACAGCAGUCUAACAUCUGGGUGAAUAUGGGUACGAUGAGCCUGAGAAUGUUUCCUCAGCAUUUGCCUAGAGAUAACAUGAGAGGCAAGAUGCGUUGUUGCAUUUUUAGAAAUGUACCCUCUCCAAAUGCGCCUCUAAAGCGGGUGUUAGCCUAUACAGGCUGUUUUAGUAGAAUGCAAACCAUCAAGGAAAUUCAUGAAUAUCUGUCUCAAAGGCUUCGCAUUAAAGAGGAAGAUAUGCGGCUGUGGCUGUACAAUAGUGAGAACUACCUGACUCUUUUGGAUGAUGAGGAUCACAGAUUGGAAUAUUUGAAAAUCCAGGAUGAACAGCACCUGGUAAUUGAAGUUCGCAACAAAGAUAUGAGUUGGCCUGAAGAAAUGUCUUUUAUAGCAAACAGUAGCAAAAUAGAUAGACAUAAAGUUCCCACAGAAAAGGGCGCCACAGGUCUGAGUAACCUGGGAAACACGUGCUUCAUGAACUCAAGCAUCCAGUGUGUUAGUAAUACACAGCCACUGACACAGUACUUUAUCUCAGGGAGACAUCUUUAUGAACUCAACAGGACAAAUCCCAUUGGUAUGAAAGGCCAUAUGGCUAAAUGUUAUGGCGAUUUGGUGCAAGAACUUUGGAGUGGAACUCAGAAGAAUGUUGCCCCCUUAAAGCUCCGGUGGACCAUAGCAAAAUAUGCUCCCAGGUUUAAUGGAUUCCAGCAACAAGACUCCCAAGAACUUCUGGCUUUCCUCUUGGAUGGUCUUCACGAAGAUCUCAACCGAGUCCACGAGAAACCAUAUGUAGAACUAAAAGACAGUGACGGCCGACCCGACUGGGAAGUAGCUGCAGAGGCCUGGGACAAUCAUCUAAGGAGAAAUAGAUCAAUUGUUGUGGACUUGUUCCAUGGUCAGCUAAGAUCCCAAGUCAAAUGCAAGACAUGUGGGCAUAUAAGUGUCCGAUUCGACCCUUUUAAUUUUUUGUCUUUACCACUACCAAUGGACAGUUAUAUGCAUUUAGAAAUAACAGUAAUUAAAUUAGAUGGUACUACCCCCAUACGAUAUGGACUAAGACUGAAUAUGGAUGAAAAGUAUACAGGUUUGAAAAAGCAGCUGAGUGAUCUCUGUGGACUUAAAUCAGAACAAAUCCUUUUUGCAGAAGUGCAUAGUUCAAACAUAAAGAACUUCCCUCAGGACAACCAAAAAGUUCGACUCUCAGUGAGUGGAUUUUUGUGUGCGUUUGAAAUUCCUAUUCCUGCAUCUCCAGUUUCAGCUUGCAGUCCAAUUCAAACAGAUUGUUCUUCUUCUCCAUCUACAAAUGGACUGUUUACCUUGACUACCAAUGGGGAUCUGCCUCGACCUAUAUUCAUCCCCAAUGGGAUGCCAAAUACAGUUGUACCAUGUGGAACUGAGAAGAAUGUCACAAAUGGAAUAGUGAAUGGUCAUAUGCCACCUCUUCCUGAUGACCCCUUUACAGGCUACAUCAUUGCAGUCCACCGAAAAAUGAUGAGGACAGAACUGUAUUUCCUGUCAUCUCAGAAGAAUCGCCCCAGUCUCUUUGGGAUGCCACUAAUUGUUCCAUGUACUGUACACACCCGGAAAAAAGAUCUCUAUGAUGCAGUUUGGAUUCAAGUAUCUCGAUUAGCCAGUCCACUCCCACCUCAAGAAGCUAGCAACCAUGCACAGGAUUGUGAUGACAGCAUGGGCUAUCAAUAUCCAUUCACUCUCCGAGUUGUGCAGAAAGAUGGAAACUCCUGUGCCUGGUGUCCGUGGUAUAGAUUUUGCAGAGGCUGUAAAAUCGAUUGUGGAGAAGACAGAGCUUUCAUUGGAAAUGCCUGUAUUGCUGUGGAUUGGGACCCUACAGCCCUUCACCUCCGCUAUCAAACAUCACAGGAAAGAGUUGUAGAGGAGCAUGAAAGUGUGGAGCAGAGUCGGCGAGCACAAGCUGAGCCCAUCAACCUGGACAGCUGCCUCCGUGCCUUCACCAGUGAGGAGGAACUGGGGGAAAAUGAGAUGUACUACUGCUCAAAAUGUAAAACGCACUGUUUGGCAACCAAGAAGCUGGACCUCUGGAGGCUCCCUCCAGUCCUGAUUAUUCACCUUAAACGAUUUCAGUUUGUAAAUGGACGGUGGAUAAAAUCACAGAAAAUUGUUAAAUUUCCUCGUGAAAGUUUUGACCCUAGUGCUUUUUUAGUACCAAGAGACCCAACUCUUUGCCAGCAUAAACCACUCACACCCCAGGGGGAUGACUUCUCUGAGCUAAGGAUCCCAGCAGGAGAUGUGAAGAAAGUGGAUGUCCAGAGCUCGGCAGGGGAGGAAGAUGUGCUCCUGAGCAAGAGCCCAUCUUCACUCAGUGCAAAUGUCACCAGUAGCCCAAAAGGUUCACCUUCUUCAUCAAGAAAAAGUGGAGCCAGCUGUCCCUCCAGCAAAAAUAGCAGCCCUAACAGCAGCCCACGGACCUUGGGGAGGAACAAAGGGAGGCUCCGGCUGCCUCAAAUUGGCAGCAAAAAUAAAUUGUCCAACAGUAAGGAGAAUUUGGAUGCCAGCAAAGAGAAUGGGGCUGGGCAGAUCUGUGAGCUGGCUGACACCUUGAACCGAGGACAUGUAUUGGGAGGCAGCCAGCCUGAGCUGGUCACUCCUCUGGAUCAUGAGAUCACUUUGGCUAAUGGAUUUCUCUAUGAGCAUGAGGCAUGUGGCAAUGGCUAUAGCAAUGGUCAGCUUGGAAACCAUAGUGAAGAAGACAGCACUGAUGACCAAAGAGAAGAAACACACAGUAAACCUAUUUAUAAUCUAUAUGCAAUUUCGUGCCAUUCAGGAAUUCUGGGUGGGGGCCAUUACGUCACUUAUGCCAAAAACCCAAACUGCAAGUGGUACUGUUACAAUGACAGCAGCUGUAAGGAGCUUCACCCUGAUGAGAUAGACACCGACUCUGCCUACAUUCUUUUCUAUGAGCAGCAGGGGAUAGACUGUGCACAGUUUCUGCCAAAGACAGACGGCAAGAAGAUGGCAGACACGAGCAGCAUGGACGAAGACUUUGAGUCUGACUACAAGAAGUACUGUGUGCUACAGUAAAGCUACACUUGCGCUGCUACUGGGCUGCUGGGAAGGGAGGUGACCCCUUGUAGCUGGCAUUUGGUAGAACCAUCCCUGAAAAGCAGGCUACGUGUAGUUAUUUUAUCCUGUGACCUGAAGCACAAAAUAAAGUCCUAAUUAAAAUAGCAGUCAACUUUAAGAAUAGUAAUAAUUUUGUUUUGAAGUCUCUUACAAGCUGUCUGGUAGAGAACUUUCAGGCAGAUCCCACCAUUAGCCUGUAAACAAGAGGGUUUGGCACCAAUCACCUGGGACCAAUUAAGAAUUUAGUUGUGCUUGUCCAAAUAAUGAACAAACUUGUAGUGAGUAUAGAGUUUACCAAUAAUCAUAAUAGGAUACUAAGAAUUUCCUUGGAAUCAAAGUUAAAAACAAACAAACAAAAAAAACCAUAAUACCGUAAUGUUGUCUGGGGACAACAUGAUAUGCUACCUCCUUUUUCCUGAAGUUUCAUUCCGUUGUGUUACAAAUGGAGAAAGCAAGACCAUGCAGGAAUGCAAACAGUUCUUAGGUAUGGACACAAAGAGUUUUCAGUUUUUUGAACCAUUUCCCCUUUCUCUCUGUGUCUUUCUUGUUUUUUGUUCUUGUUGGUUUUGUGUUUGAAACAGUGAUUGGUGGCAGAGGCAUAUGACGGUCAGUCUGAACCGAAGAGUCUCUGAAGACUAUGUGCCUUCUACCCACACUCAGUUCUGAGAACCAGGAGAAAGGAAAGGCAGCCAUGGUGUCCAGCUCAGAUGGCCCUCCUGUAGAGGCGCACUGCUGGGUGUGGCAGCUGCCACAGAGUUUGCACCAUAGGUCCCAAGCUGAUGUUGCACACAGCUUCUAGGAAGGUAGGCGGCUGCAAAGCCAGAUUGUUUCCUGUUAGUGGUGGGAUUGUUUUCCCCUUUGUUUCUCGUUUUGCACUUUAAAAGAGAGAACACAUGCAAACAACUGUGCUUGUACUUUAAUGGCUCUAAGGGCUAUAAAUUAACUCCAUUAGCGUGUAAAAUUUAAAAACAAAAAUACAUCCAACAUUAAUAGUUCCUAAGAAUUAAGAAACUCUGGGUUUAGAAAGCAAACUCUAGUUGUUUGCCUGUCUGUUUCUUACCAACUUUUUUUUUUUUUUUUUUUUUGCACUGGUCAUCAGAAGUUUCUUUGCUCACUUUUUUUUUUCUAACUAUUCAAAACUGGAACAAAAGUAUAAAUGUUAUUUAUUUCCGGCAGCAUUUUUCCCUGUGUUGUGUUUUAGUAUAUAGUUAAAAGAAAUGUUCACCUAUUUUUGGUCCAUUAAAAAAAUUCAUCAAGACCCUGGGAAUUGAUUCUGGUUUGUUGUCAGGUCCUCUUACCCCCUUCGUCAUGGGUAGUAAAUACCAAUGUAGUUAGUGUUCAUGUUGUGAUAGCUGAGAGAAGUAACCGCCUAGUUCUCGGCAGAGUUGGAGCAGUUGUCUUAAACAACUGCCUAGGUUGACCCCCUUCCCAGAAGAGUGAGUAUACUUGAAAGGAGGGAGUGGCCUAAAGGAGUGAUGCAUAUGUCAUAGAUUCAAGGUUUUCAGUGUAUGAAAUCAUCCAGCCCUACCUGGACAAGUUCCAUGAAAAAGUAGAUUUUCAGUAAUUUCCUUACAGAUGUUUUAGUUGAACAGGUAGCACAAUCUACUAAUGUUGUUUGAUCUGUGUUUGUUAUAUUGGUUGUAAUUAAUUUUUUAAUUCAAGAACUAGCAGAAAAUUUAUUAAAUUAACUAUUAACGACAUUCACCUUGUAAAUUUCUGUAUAAAACUUGUUGACAAUGCACUGACUUUAGGAAGACAUUAAUGUACAUAGAGUGUAAAUAAGAAAGUGUUGAUGUACUGAAAUAUGAACUGUAUAAAAGUAUUGGUCAUUGUAUAUGGCGUGUACCUGUUUAUCUGUAACUAUUACCCAAACAAAUUAAAUACUGCAGAUGUCCAAUGUGGUUUUUCCUUGUACAAGUAAACACAAAAAGUCUGUUUCUUCA
Messenger RNA from Mus caroli (Ryukyu mouse), 7030 nucleotides. It is a transcript of the gene Usp32, whose product is annotated as ubiquitin specific peptidase 32. Gene Ontology annotation, biological process: protein deubiquitination. Gene Ontology annotation, cellular component: Golgi apparatus. Gene Ontology annotation, molecular function: calcium ion binding; cysteine-type deubiquitinase activity. The record is from RefSeq and is a predicted model, not a curated record. NCBI's taxonomy places the organism in Eukaryota, Metazoa, Chordata, Mammalia, Rodentia, Muridae.